Messenger RNA from Diachasma alloeum, 1002 nucleotides. Its product is annotated as probable uridine nucleosidase 1. Lineage: Eukaryota; Metazoa; Arthropoda; Insecta; Hymenoptera; Braconidae. The transcript is spliced from 4 exons. Gene Ontology annotation, molecular function: hydrolase activity, hydrolyzing N-glycosyl compounds. The record is from RefSeq and is a predicted model, not a curated record. The coding region runs from base 1 to 1002 and encodes 333 amino acids.
AUGCAGAAGAAAUUUCGAAUUUUGUUAUUCAUUGGAUUGUGUGUGACAGCGCUGAUAAAUAGUGCACAAUCAGAAAAACUCGUCAUCGACACUGACGCUGGAGGUGACGAUGCAGUCGCUAUUCUCCUGGUAUUAUCAGUCUGGGCUGCCAACGAUUCCAAUUUCGAAGUCGUUGGCAUCACCUGUACAUAUGGAAACACUGUGGAGAAGAAUGUGGAAAUGAAUGUACUGCAAACUCUGACGAUUGCCAACAUGUCGCAGAUUCCAGUUUACGGAGGGGCCCAAAAACCGUUGACACGAAAUUUCACGACAGAUUACUUCUUCGGGGCGAAUGGCUUCGGUGACUUUGAGUUUGACGAGGAGAUCACAGCUGCAGUUGACAGAUCGAAACACGCCGCAGUUGCACUGGUCGAUUUAGCUAGAAAAUAUCGAGGGGAAUUGAGUGUUUUGUCUAUGGGACCACUGACUAACAUCGCACUUGCCAUCAGCCUCGAUCCAAACUUCAUCCACAAUGUUAAAAGAUUUUAUGUCAUGGGUGGGAGUGUCUCUGGGGUUGGGAAUAUCGCCCCAGGGGUUGAGUUCAAUUUCGCUGCUGAUCCUGAGAGCAAUUUCAUUCUUUUCAACUCGACCAGAGGAGAACCAAUAUUUCUCCUGCCAUGGGAAACAACUUCAGUGGUCGGAUUACCAAUGAAAUGGAGAACUGAAGUGCUGGGAUCCAUCGAUUCUAGGACCAUGAGAUUUCUGAAUCAGGUGGAAAGGAAAAUUCUUCCUAGAUCCAGUGUGUGGAGAUCAGCCGACCUCAUGACAGCUGCAUUCAUGCUGUGGCCCCAUUUAAUAACGAAAUCCGUUGUAACGAACAUUACUCCAGUGUUUGACGGAGCUGCCAGAGGAGUUCUCCUCGUUGACUAUGGAAAUUCAAGUGGAAAAAUGAAAAAUGCAGAAAUUAUACAGAACGGUGAUUCCGAGAGCGUAAAACAACUGCUCAUAAAAUAUUUCCAAUAA